Molecule: messenger RNA, 801 nt
Organism: Cladocopium goreaui
Lineage: Eukaryota; Dinophyceae; Suessiales; Symbiodiniaceae
Source: the annotation of a GenBank genome assembly
UCCUUGACCGCGGCGGAUGCCGACGGGGGGUCUGGAACGGUGCUUCUCAUGCCGACGCCGUGGUUACCUGGUCCUUCCAACCAGGAGGGGGCCCUGUCUCGUUUGGAGAAGUUUAUGGACACCAGUGUGAUCCGACCGCUCAAGGCGAAAUCAGGUUCACCGGAAUUGCUCGAGUCGCCAAACUCGAUGGAGGCGGAACAGUCGCCCAUGCAGCCCUUGGUGCAGCAGUAUCCCGUAGAGGCUCGGAGCGUCUCGGGAAGUCUGCCGCAAGGGGAGGGCACUGCAGCCGGCAGCGAAGCCAAAAGUGACCAUGAGUCUGAGUCAGACAUGGAGAUUCAGACGGUCUUCUUAGGUAGCGACGCCUCGAAGGCGCAGGACAAAGCUCCGCUCGGACAUGGAUUGCCAAAGAGCUCAAUCCAGGAUGAUCGACAACAUUUACACAACAGGACCGCCGAGGCCACGGAGGAAACCUCCAGCGCCAGCUUCAACGGCAACGGCGGGAACGGCGGCUUCAAUGCCACGUCCUGGGUGUCGCAGGUGGUAUCCCAAGACAGUAGUAGCUCCUUUGCAUCGCAGAAUUUGAAAUACAUGAAGGCUUUGAAUGAUCCUUACGUCAAAGCUUUGGCGGCGCACCGCCGCGAGUUGAACGCCUCGCGGAUCGAUCUGGAGCGGGAGUACGUGGACACCAUGGCCUCAAAGCUCUCCACCCAACGCUCGGGUGCUUUGGCGACGCUGAAUGUGCGCGAUGGGUCACGGGGGCGCCUGGGGCCAAGCGUUUGGACCUCAGUGAGGAUGUCUUGA